AUGCCAAACGGCUCGUCAUUCUGUGUAUUGGGAAGUCGUAGUAGCCCUCGGUACUGGCCAGUCGCACUAACUGACUGGUUAAUAGAGGCAGCGUAUAUGGCCGUCCUUUUAAUGCUUACGCUUUUCAAGGCAUUCAAAAUUUGGAAGGCAAACUUGUAUCGACGAGGAUUUUCCCUUGCGAAGACUCUUGUACAAAACCAAUCCGUCUUCAUUCUUCUAGCUGUUGUCUGUGCUACGAUUAAUAUAUAUCCGUAUUACAAAUCGGUAACAAGUCUUGCCGGGAUGGAAGUCGUUCACCUCCUUGGAAGCCAAUCCUUGCUCUGUCUUUUGAGCUGUAGAUUACUCAUUAACUUGAAGGAGUCGGGAGAGCGACAAGCCGAUGGAGGAACAGCAUGUCCAUCCAUUUUGGGAAGCACGAUUCGGUUUGCUAGUUAA
Messenger RNA from Fomitiporia mediterranea MF3/22, 435 nucleotides. RefSeq lists its product as uncharacterized. NCBI's taxonomy places the organism in Eukaryota, Fungi, Basidiomycota, Agaricomycetes, Hymenochaetales, Hymenochaetaceae. Bases 1 to 435 code for a protein of 144 amino acids. The transcript is spliced from 3 exons. The record is from RefSeq and is a predicted model, not a curated record.